UUCACGCAAACGCGAUAUUUUGUCGCAGCUAGAUUUUGAAUGGGCGGUGGAGUUGAAUCGCUAUAGUCUGCAAUUUAUCGGUCUUUGGCCGAAAAUGGAAGAAACGACGCGGGAAAAGAUAAUUGCCAAUGUACGUGUAUUUCUGUUGAUAAUCAUGUUAGCCUUUGUUUGUGCGAUUCCCUGCAUACACUCCCUGAUAAGAGUUUGGGGAGAUCUGAUGUCGAUGACGGACAAUCUGCAGUUCACUUUACCUUUGGUUUCGAUGAUAAUGAAGCUCAUCAUCGUGUGGAACAAAAAGCAAGCUCUCGCUCCGAUCGUGCAAAUGAUCGCUAAAGAUUGGCUGAGGCUCAAGUCCGACGAGGAGCGGGAAAUCAUGAUAAAAUGCGCACGGAUUCCUCGUAUAAUCAUAAUGUGCGGAUUCGCCUCGAUGUUCGCGUCGUUUAUUCUCUUAAUCAUUUUGCCGAGCCUCGGGAUCACCAUAAGAUACAUCACGAACGUGUCAGAUCCGGGCAAACCGCUGCCCCUGCAGACGUACUAUCCUUAUGACACCGACACCAGUCCGUACUUCGAACUCACGUUUCUCGCCCAGGGUGUCACCCUGAUGGUAUCCGCCAUGGGUUAUACUGCGAUCGACAGCCUCUUUGGAUUGCUGAUUUUUCAUGUCUGCGGUCAGCUGCAGAAUCUCAAGAACCGAUUGACGGACAAGAAGGAUUCAAAUUUCGAUCGUAUCCUGGCGGACGUGAUUUCGGAUCAUGUACGCCUUAUCAGAUGCAUUAAAGUCAUCGAGAGUACGUUUACUUUGAUGCUUCUUGGAUUAUUCCUCUAUUUCGGUACAUUAUUUAGUCUUUAUGGGUUUUUACUAGUUACAAUCAUCACCGAUAAAAAUCGUCAUUUGUCUGUUGUAAGAUUGUUAUUUCUUAUAACAGUCCUCGCGAAUAUUUUCGGACAUAUGUGUUUAUAUUGUGCAGUUGGAGAAUUUUUAAUAACACAGUGCGAAAAUAUCUACUCUGCUGCAUGCGAAUAUUGUUGGUACAAAUUGAAACCAAAGCAAGCGAGAAAUUUAAUUUUAUUAAUGAUGCGCUCAAAUAAGCCACUUUAUGUAACAGUCGGAAAAAUUUUUCCUCUAACGAUGAAUGCUUUUUGCAGUCUAUUGAAAACGUCAGGUGGUUAUAUAUCGGUUCUGCUUGCACGACGUGAUUAAUGCCAUUGAAUCGCAUUAAUAUAUAAUUAUUACAAUAAUAAUGGUAGUGACAAUAAUUUUCAUGAUAGUGAUAACAUUAAACAUUGAGUG
Messenger RNA from Nylanderia fulva, 1291 nucleotides. Lineage: Eukaryota; Metazoa; Arthropoda; Insecta; Hymenoptera; Formicidae. The record is from RefSeq and is a predicted model, not a curated record.